ACGUGAUAAUUCAUGACCACGAAGGCAAUGUUUGUCAUAAUAACUCUCAUUUUACUGGGUCUCCAACUGUUUUUCUCGACAAAAUGACAAUGACUGAUAAAUUAUUAAUCAAAUUUACCUCUUACACUAAAAUCAGUGAAAUUGAAGUUUUUGGAGGAAAAAAUGUAGCGUUUUCAAAAGAAACAGAACAGUCAAGUACUUACAGAGAAAAAGGAGUAUUUCUUACCUCAGAUAAAGCUGUGGAUGGUUGGAAUAGCAAUUAUGAAUUCUCCAAGAUUUCUUGUACCCAUACAGUGCCUUACAAAUCAAAUCCAUAUUGGAAAGUGAAUCUAGGAGAUUUUUAUGCUGUGAUGUCUAUAUUGAUAAGUAACAGGGACGAUUCUAACAGAAGACGCAUUGAUGGAUUCACCCUGUAUGGCAAAACAAGAGAUGGAACCGAAAAUCUUAUCUACAACGACACAAAUAAAUCCUCUUCUGGAAGGAAAGAAAUUUUAAUUGACUCUUCUUACAUGCUAUGGGAACAAGUAUCUCAAAUCAUAAUUAAAGGGGAACACAUAAGCUCAGAGAAAAUACUGACUUUAUGCGAAGUCUUUGUCUUUGCAUGCAUUCCAGUCAAAACAACCUCAGCCUAUUGCUUGGGUUUCUGUCCGAAGAACUGCCAUCCAGAGGAGACUUGUCUGAAUGAGAAUUUCACGUGCUCGCAGUGUAUUCCUGGAUGGACUGGUCCUUACUGUGAUCAACCCAUAAAAUGUGCAAAACCAGUUUUAAGUGACAGAUUACAUGUAACAGACGACAAACAAUCAUACGUUUAUGGAGAGGAGAUACAAUUCCUGUGUGAGAUUGGCUUCCGCCUCCUUGGGACCACUCGUGCUACUCUGGACUUUUGUGUUCUUUUUCUUGUGUCAUGUUCUCCAGCUAUUACGUGCAGAAGACCGUAUAAAGUGCCUGAACAUAUGUCUCUCAAGCCUGAUAAACCCCUCUAUGCCUUUAACGAAUCAAUAAAUUUGGGAUGUGCCAAUGGUUUCUAUCUUUUAAAAUCCUUGACGUUGACAUGCCAUCUUCCAGACACAUUUACCCAAAAGAUACCGAAUUGUCAUGCAAUCAGUUGUCCAACACCAUAUCUUAGUGAAAACUUAGAGAUAACAAGUUUGAAGCAAUCAUACAGUUACCAAGACGUCAUACACUUCCGUUGUAAGAACGGCUUGAGGUUGCAUGGAAUCAACAAAGCUGUGUGCGGAGAAAGCAACAAAUUCAGUUUUACUGUGUUACCUACAUGCGAACAUUUGAACGACCAUUUAACUGUCUUCAUAACACUCGGAACGUCACUUGGAGGAAUAUGCAUUUUCUUCCUACUAUUUUCCAUUGGGCUGAUACUUUACAUGAGUAGAAGAGAAAAGAAGUUAAAAUAUUCAAAAUCCCACAAUGCCACCAAACAAUCCUACCAUUAUACCGAUAGUCAACAGUACCAGCAAAUAAAUACAGUUGGAGAAAUAGAAUCAGUCUACACCA
This is a messenger RNA of Saccostrea cuccullata (small rock oyster), 1509 nucleotides long. RefSeq names its product P-selectin-like. The record is from RefSeq and is a predicted model, not a curated record. The annotation marks the transcript as partial. NCBI's taxonomy places the organism in Eukaryota, Metazoa, Mollusca, Bivalvia, Ostreida, Ostreidae. The transcript has 9 exons.